This is a messenger RNA of Diorhabda carinulata, 5838 nucleotides long. Its product is annotated as vitellogenin-like. The coding region runs from base 264 to 5660 and encodes 1798 amino acids. The transcript has 5 exons. Gene Ontology annotation, molecular function: lipid carrier activity. The record is from RefSeq and is a predicted model, not a curated record. NCBI's taxonomy places the organism in Eukaryota, Metazoa, Arthropoda, Insecta, Coleoptera, Chrysomelidae. Gene Ontology annotation, biological process: lipid transport.
AUAUAGAAUUUUAUCCAUCGAUUCUAGUGUGACGUAUUUUUUCCUUGUAUCCAUUAUAUCCAUACUAAAUGUACUUACUGCCAAUUUUUUUUUCAGUUGUUCCCAGCUUACUUAUUUUCAUUCAUAACAAUAAAUAGCAGUCUUCAGUGUUUUGAUUAAAUUCUUAUCAAUUACAAAUAACUAUUACGAGGUAUAUAUUUGCUAUAUAAAGAUUCGGACUUAAGUUUCUUCACACUUCUGACCUAACUUAAAAAUUGGUCAAAAUGUGGUCACAAUACAUUUUUUUGCUGCUUGUUGGAUGUAUAACUACUGCAACUACUUCUGCUUGGAUAGAUAAUCGAGAAUAUGUUUAUUCAGUUCAAGGACGCACGCUUGCUAGCCUUGACAUCGCCAACGUAUUCUCUGGAAUAUUGAUGAGAACUACCUUGAGAAUCCAAACUAGACCAGAUGGGAACCUACAAGGUUUAUUGGUGAAUCCUCAGUAUGCUCAAAUUCACUCUGAACUGUCAGAAGGUCCCUUGACUCACAUUCCAAGUGCUGAGGUGAACUGGAAACAGUUAGAAAUGAUUAGAAAACCUUUCCAAAUAGUAAUGAACCGAGGAGUUAUAUCUGAUCUCGUUGUAACUCGUAGUAUGUCUAAUUGGGAAGCUAAUAUUCUCAAAGGAAUUAUAAGUCAGCUACAAUUAAAUAUUGAUCACUGGGGUACUGCAGAUCCAGAUUCAUUUAUAAUUCCCGAAGAAACUGUAAGUGGUACCACUGAUACUUCAUACAAAAUAAAUCGCAUACCCGAAUAUUUGCUUUUAAAUUCAGAAAUAGUGCCUGACUUCCAAAGUAUAGAGGAGGAUGAAUGUGACAUUUUGGAAGUUGUAAAACACAAAAACUAUACUAAUAGUAUUGAACUGCCAUCUUUCAUAUACGGAUUAGGAAACGUAUUUGGGAAGAAAGCUGCUUCCAACGUAAUGGGAGAAUUCUUUGUAAGAGAUUCAAUGACCAGAGCACUUGUUACAAGAUGUUCAAAACAAUCAACAAUACAAAAUACGUUUACAUUGAAUAAAGUAUCAGUUAGUCCAACUUUUAGCGAUAACCAACAAGGAUCGGUUGUCAGUAUGUGGAACGCUACCUUAGAACAAAUAAAAGUGCAAAAUAAAGUUUUAGAAGAUGUUAUAGACCCAAUUAGAUUAGGUGGACUCGUUUAUUCUUAUGGAAAUUCUCACUCUCAUUCUAAUAAAGUAGAAGAAAAACAAAGAGAAUACAAUUAUUUUGAAUAUAAGGAAGUACCUUGGAAACGGACUGUUAAAUCAAUCUCGCACUAUUCUGAUUCUACAUGGAGAUCAGCCGAAACCUACAAACAAGAAAAACCGGAUUUAAAUAAACCUACUGAAUAUCCUAUGCUACCUUAUACUAUUGGAAACAAAGGUUUUUCUAUAAAAAAUGAUAUCGACAUUGUCCAAUCAGUAGUAAGUAUUGCUCAAGAGAUCGGUAGCGAUUUACAGGAUCCCAGAAAAACUCUAGCAGAGAACACAUUAGCUAAAUUCAUAAACUUAAUCAAAUUAGUUCGCACUAUGGAUCAACAGGAAUUGAAAAGAGCUGGAAAUGAUUUAUAUCAUACCAACAAUGAAGAUCUAUCCAGAUACGCAGCAUGGGCAACUUACCGUGAUGUAGUAGCUGAAUCUGGAAGUUUACAAUCGUUACUUGUUAUACAAAGUUGGAUUGAAUCCAGGAACCUUAAACUAAUGGAAGCUGCUUACGUCAUUGCUCAAAUGAUGAACUCAGUUCAAACACCCACUACUGAAUAUAUUAAAACUUUGUUCGAAUUUGUUAAAAAGCCGGUCGUUUCAUCUCAAUGGCCGUUAAACGAAACAGCAAUAUUGAGUUUAUCUGAGCUCACCCGUAAAGUAUUCUUCGAUGAUGCAUUCUACAAAACAAAUUACCCAAUAGAAAGCUAUAAAAACUUGAGAGAUGAACAAGGUCGUGAGUAUGUCAGAAAAACAAUUAUCCCUUACUUCAAGAAAUGUCUUGAUUCAGCUAUAAUUGAAGAUGAACCUACUAAAAUUCAUACUUAUAUUCGCGCCUUGGGUUUCAUCGGGGAUACUGAAAUACUCAGAGCUUUUGAACCAUAUUUAGAGGGCAAAAAAAUGUGCUCCCAAUACCAACGCACACUAAUGGUUAUUGCAAUGGAUAAACUUGUGAAAACAUAUCCAGAUAUAGCUCGCGAUGUACUGUAUAGGAUAUAUGAAAAUAGUGGUGAAUAUCAACCCCUGAGGGUUGCUGCCGUAUAUCAAUUGAUGCGUACAAAGCCAUCAGUCGAAAUGUUGCAACUUAUGGCCUCUUACACUAACGUAGAUGUACAGGAAGAAGUCAAUGCUGCUGUUAAAACUUCCAUUCAAAGUUUCGCAUCUCUGAAAUUGGACGAAUUUAAAGAUUUACGUUAUGCUGCUGAAAUGGCUUUACCACUUCUAACAGAAACUGAAUAUGGGCUUCAUCAAGGCGGUAAUUAUCUGAGAACUUAUAUUGUCGAUCAGCUAAAUCUAAAAUAUAAAGAAACUUUACAACUGUAUGGAAGCAGUGAUAGUUUUAUACCAAAAGGAUUUAAAUAUGCUUGGAGGUCCAAUGAAGGAGGGCGUAGAAACCAAAUAUUGAAUAUACAAACAUGGUUAACAAGCGUGGACCAACUUUCUCGAGUAUUUUAUGAACAAACAGAAUCAUAUCAUCUAGCAAAACAACAACAAAAUUUGAAGCGACAGCAAAACGUAACAUUAAGCAGUCAAAAUAUUGCUCGUAUUCUAAACAUGCAAGCUCAAGCAGAUGAACAGUUGGAAGGAAUUAUGUUCUUUAUGGAUGCUGUUUCACCUUUAAAGAUGUUGACAUUUGAUAACAAUACAAUUGAACAACUACCUCAUCUACUGAAACAGCUUGAAAAGUACUUGAAUGAAGAUAAAGAAAUUAACGAAGUAAAAUUAACUAACAGCGAAGAUGCAAUCAUGGCAUUACCUCUUGAAAUGGGUAUCCCAUUUGUGUUUAUGUACGAUGCUCCAACAGUUUUGAAAGUCCACGGAAAAGUAAAAGCUGCGGUUCAACCAAAUUUGUCCGAAUGUGGUCGAUUCCAAAAACCUACUUUUAUUAAGAUCAGAACAGAUAUGGCAUUUACGUUUGGCUCGAAAAUACAGGGUCACAUUUCGUUUUUCACACCUUUUGAUCGUAGAGAGUAUUAUUCUGGUUUCGAAAAAACAAUGCAAUUACAUCUUCCUAUAGCGGGAACAUUUGAAGUGAAUUUGGAAAAGAAAGAGUUAUCAUUUGAUAUCGAACCUAAAGAGAUACAUAACGAGGCUCCUUUGUUCCAUUACAGUACUUGGCCUUUCACUUCUUGGAGAGAUAUUACAGAUUUGAGAACUCUAGUCGCCCAACAUCAUAAUCAAUAUAUUAAAUCAGAUAGAAUUCGCACUUUUGACACGGUUGUAGGUAAACAACAAACUGGGUUAUCAUAUCGUAUCAAAUUUGAACAUAACAGAGAUACCAUACAAAUGUCUGAUAUUUACAUGUUUUGGCAAAAAGGAAAUCUAGAUGCUAUUAACAAUUUAUGGAGAAACGGUGAUAUUCAAUACAGUCAAUUUAAUUUCACUUACCUCCCUGAAGAAUCUUUGACCAAAAACGUACAACUUCGUUUGAGAUACUACCAGGACUAUAAACAGAAAGGAGAAACUCAUUCAUUCAACUGGAAUGAUGUGAGUUCAGCUGAUAAAUAUUCAGAAAGGAUUAAUACUUUACUGAAAGGAGCUCGUGCCGAUAUUAGAAAUGUUGAAAGCCGAGCUAUUGAUGCCUCAAUGCGUUUCAUAGGUAGCAAAAACAUAGAGCACAUUGUUUCUGGAGCUGUGUCCAAGAGUAACGUAGAUCCAAAAUCCCGUAUAUUCGCUUUUUACAAACUGAAGAAGAGCGACUCCGGUAAACCUUACGAAAUGAAAUUAGAAGCUGUUAAUGAUAUACCAAAUACAAACACUUUAAACGUCGACUAUGCUUUAGCAGCUGAACCCAAAGUAAAUUCUGUGCUUACAUUGACAUUUGAUACUGAUAAUGGUGAAAAAGGGCAAAUUAAAGCUGAUAUUAUGCUAACUAGAAGCGGAAAACGUAAAGAAUUUUUGAAAGAUUUACCAAUGUACCAACAGUGUAAACGAGACAUGCGAGUGAAUAACAACCAAUCUCCUGCUUGUGUUAACAUGACCCUAGCUGCACAGUUGUUGAAUAAAAUUGAUAUAGAUUUGGCAUAUGAUAACUUGAGUCCUCUUGUUAAAGAUAUUGUUGAAACAGCUUAUGAUCACUUGAAAUAUAACUACUAUCCCAGCGUGGAAACUGAUUACGUACAAAAAUCUGAAGCUAGAAACCAAAUCAAAAUUAAAUCACAAUUUGAUGAAGAUUUGCAAUUCCUCAACAUAUCUGUUACCUCUAAAGAGCAGACAACUAAUUUCAAGGAUAUUGAGGCUGGUGAAUAUUCUACAAGUUUAUUCGUAGUCAAUCCUGCGUAUUCUCUGUCAAGUCGAAUUAUGAGUAAAAUUUUGGAAAUUGAUACAAUCAACCGUAAGUUUCUUAAUUCAAUAAAUUUCAAAAAUCCAAUAUCAAUGUAUACGUAUGAUGUUCUAACAUCAGCUUAUUUUUUUUCAGCUGUUUGCGUUGCUGAUCAAUCACAAGUAACAACUUUCAGCAAUUUGACGUAUCCAUCUGUAUUAUCCAAUUACUGGACUGUACUAGCUCAAUAUACUCCAAUUAGGGCUAAUGAAGAAGAAGAAAUAUACUCUGUUCAUGAACAACUUGAAAGUCAGGAGACAAACUUAGUAAUUCUAGCUCGCAAGAGUAUGUCUGCUUCGGAUUCAGAAACAGCUAAAGAUGUCAAAAUUGUCAUCAGCUCUCCCGACACUGACUUUGAAACUAUCGAAAUACUUAUGACACUCAAUCAAAAACUAUCUUCAGUUGAUAUCUAUGUAAAUGGGCAACAAAGAGAAGUAUCAGAAUUUGACUGUCAUGAUAUUAGAAAUGGUUAUAUACAAAUAUUUGCAUUGUCCCAUGGAGAAGUAAAAAUGGAAAUGAAAAAUAUAUUGCAUUUAACAUAUGACGGUAUUCGUAUCAAAUUGGAAGCUGUCUCCAGUUUACUUAGAGGCUCAACAAGAGGAUUAUGCGGUUCAUUUACUGAUCAACAAAACGAAGACUUUUUGACACCAUCAAACUGCUACGCCCGUAAUCAUGAAAAGUUUAUAAGGAGCUACGAAGUUGAAGGACAACAAGGUGAGCAAACUAGAGAAGAGUUGGCUCAAGACUCCCAUCUAUGUGUAGAAAAGAAGAUGCCUCUUCACAUCAAUAUAAUCAGUCUUAAAGAUCUCCUUCCAGCUGUUGAUAUGGAACAAUCUGAAGGUAAUAACUGCACUCGACAUCAGACUAGAUACUUUGAGCAAAGUACCGAAAUAUGUUUCACAACUUCAGUAGUACCUACAUGUAGUAGUGUCUGUCAAGCUGAAGGAUAUAUCACCAAGACCAUACCAGUGCAUUGCAUCGUUAAGAGCAACGUGGCUUUAUUAUGGAAAAAACAAAUUGAUACUGGUGGCAACCCCGACUUUAGUCACAAAAAAGAGCAUAAAAAGUUACAAAUGGAAGUUCCUCAAACUUGUUCCAAAUAAAAUGAGUAGAAGUAUCAGUAGUAGUUCGUCAGUAGAAAUAUUUUCACGAAUAAAUGAUGAUUUCUAUUUUUUUUGUCAUUUUCAAAUACUAUUAAGCCUAUUUCUAUCUGCAUAUCACUGUUUUCAUUAUAUAUAAAAUGAGAUAAAGUGAAAUAUAUGAAUAAAUAUAUACAAUCAA